AUGUCUUCUUCCAGUAAAAUAUUUUUAAGGUACAGGGCGUUAGGCUACGUAACAAAUCAUUUACCCGUCGUGACGAGAUAUAUAAAAAGAAGAAGAGAGUAUUUUUUUGUGACCAGCGUAGGAAAAUCGUUUCACACGUACAGUUCAGAACAUUUGGCUUUAUUAACCGUCAGUGAUUUACAUUCUGAUGAAAUUACUUGCAUAGCCGGUGACAAUUAUUUAAUUUUCACCGGUUCGGGAAAUAAUAUUUAUGCCUGGAGAAGAGGAACAGAAUUAAAACAUGAAUAUAUCGGACACGAAUAUCCGAUUAAAUUAAUGUUACCCUUCGGUCCCAGCCUUAUAAGUAUCGACGAAAAAAGUAAUUUGAAAUUAUGGGAUAUAAAAAGUACAGAACUUUUAUUAGAAUUGGAAUUUAACAAUGAUGUAUUUGAAAUUAGUUGUUGUAUGCAUCCUUCAUCUUAUUUAAAUAAAAUACUAUUGGGUAGUGAACAAGGAUCCCUUCAAUUGUGGAAUUUAAACACUUCUAAACUAAUAUAUACUUUUAAAGGAUGGAAUUCUGGUGUGACAACCGUGGUUCAAGCUCCAUCCCUCGAUGUUGUCGGUAUAGGAUUAAAAAAUGGAAGAAUUUUAAUUCACAAUUUAAAAUUUGAUGAAACAAUUAUGGAAUUUAAACAAGAGUGGGGAAUGGUGACUGCAUUAAGUUUUAAACUUGACGGAUCACCAAUUUUAAUCUCUGGAACUAUUUACGGUCAUUUAAUAUUGUGGGAUCUCGAGGAAAGAAAAGUUUUCUCUCAGUAUUUAAACGCUCACGAUAGCAGCGUUACAGGUUUACAAUGUUUACAAGGUUCGCAGUUGAUGGUAUCAUCUUCACCUGAUAAUUCAAUAAAAUUAUGGAUAUUCGAUAUGCCUGAUGGGGGACCUAGACUUUAUAUAAAAAGAGAGGGACACUCGCUUCCUCCAACAUUUAUUCGAUUUCACGAUGCGAAAGGUCAUAAUUUAUUAAGUGCAGGUGGUGAUUCUCAUUUAAGGAUAUUUAAUACAGUUACAGAAAGAUUUAAUAAAAGUUUAGGUAAAGCAUCGACAAAUAGGAAAAAAUCAAAGAAAAAAAGCAGGUUAGAUAUAGAUACAUAUAAAAUGCCUCCGAUUAUAAAAUUCGCAUCGAACACGACAAGAGAAAAAGAAUGGGAUAAUAUUGGAGCGAUUCAUUUAGGAACGCAAGAAGUCACGACUUGGUCAUAUGAUAAAAUAAGAAUGGGAGAACAUUUUUUAAAACAUGAAAGAUUUAUGAAAAAGUCGAUUAAUGGAGUUGUUAUGAAAGCAUUUCCAGUUAGUGUACAUUUGACUCAUUGUGGAAAUUUUAUAUUGAUAGGUUACACAUCUGGACAUUGCGAUAGGUUCAAUAUUCAGUCUGGACUGUAUCGUGACACUUACGGAAAAGAAACUGCUCAUGAUGGACCUGUCAGAGGAAUAACUACAGAUUUGUUAAAUCAAUUUGUUAUAACAGGAGGAGGAGAUGGAUUAUUAAAAUGGUGGAAUUUCAAAAGUGAAUUAUGUAAAAAAGAAUUGUGCAAAAUAGAAUUGGAAGAUGGAGUCUCAUUUUUUUCGACUCAUGUCGAAUGUUCCCUAACUGCAGUAGCUCUUGAAAAUUUUAACGUUAUCGUUGUUGAUAACGAUGGACGUAACAUUGUGAGAAAGUUCAUAGGGCACUCUGGUAAAAUAAUGGACAUGGCAUUCAGUCCCGAUUCAAGGUGGUUGAUCACAUCCGGAAUGGACAGUUGCAUAUUCACAUGGGAUAUUCCAACCGGAUGUCUCAUAGAUCAUUUUAAGGUCGAGGCACCCUGCAUAUCGUUGACAUUUUCACCCACUGGAGAAUAUUUAGCCACGGCUCACGUCGAAUAUCUCGGAAUAUUUUUAUGGGCUAAUAGAACAUUGUACGAACACGUUAAUUUGAAACCCAUAAAAGAUUUAGACAAAAUUCCACUUCUCGGUCUUCCAUCGGUCACGAAAGAGACGCCACAACAUGGCGACGAGGACGGUUAUGAAUCGGACGAAGAAGAAGAUUACAAAUCACCCGAACAAAUCGAAGAUUUGAUAACUUUGUCGACGCUUCCGAAUUCCCGGUGGAAAAACCUUCUCAACAUCGACCUCAUCAAAAAACGUAACAAACCGAAAGAAAAACUUCAAGUUGGAAAAAUGGCGCCAUUUUUCUUACCAACUAUCCCCGGUCUCGACGUGACAUUCGAUUUGAGUUCGGUCGAGAAAAUAGACGACAAGAAAAAAGAAAUAUCGUUUAAUGAUUGGGACGCGCUCACGGGUUUCGGUACGUUACUGAAAAAAGCAGAAGACGCGGCGGAUUACAACAACGCAUUCGAUAAACUCAAAUCCAUGGGACCCUCGACUAUAGACCACGAAAUUAAUUCUUUGUCCACGGCAUCGGAUACGGAAACGAUUCGUUUGCUAUCACAAUUCGUUAAAAUGAUAACGAACGUUUUGAAUAAGAAAAUGAAUUUCGAAUUGGCUCAAGCUUAUUUGGGUUUAUUUUUGAAAAUCCACGGAGAAUUCAUAACCGGACACGAGGAAUUGUUAAACGAAUUGGAAAGUUUGGAAAAAAUACAAAAAAACGAUUUCGAAAAGGGUUAA
Pediculus humanus corporis (human body louse) is the source of this 2640-nucleotide messenger RNA. Its product is annotated as WD-repeat protein, putative. NCBI's taxonomy places the organism in Eukaryota, Metazoa, Arthropoda, Insecta, Psocodea, Pediculidae. Gene Ontology annotation, biological process: rRNA processing. The transcript is spliced from 3 exons. Gene Ontology annotation, molecular function: protein binding. Gene Ontology annotation, cellular component: small-subunit processome; Pwp2p-containing subcomplex of 90S preribosome. The record is from RefSeq and is a predicted model, not a curated record. Bases 1 to 2640 code for a protein of 879 amino acids.